AUGCAUGAAAGUGCAGAGGAGCAGGAAGAAAGUUUACAAGUUGAGGAAUUGGAAUUUGCACCAGCGGCGUUGGAUGACUCUUUGCCAGAGGUAGAGGACCCUUUGCAAGAAAUAAACUUGGGAACAAAAGAUGAUCCCAGGCCCACUUUUAUUAGUGUGUUGCUGGAUGAGCCGUUAAAGGGUGAAAUCAUUGCACCUCUGCAUGAUUUCAGAGACUGUUUCGCAUGGCAUUAUCACGAAAUGCCUAGAUUGGAAGCUUUUCUAAGGAUGAGACAACAUAAAUUGAAAAUGAAUCCCAAGAAAUGCAUUUUUGGGGUUCAAGCAGGCAAUUUCCUAUGUUUCUUGUGGGAAGAGCCCCACCAGCAAGCUUUUGAGGAAAUAAAGCGUUAUCUCUCAAAUCCGCUAGUUCUGUCUCCACCAAAGAAAGGCAUACCACUCAAAUUAUAUGUUUAUGCAUCAGAAGGAUCUAUUGGGAGUUUUUUGGUUCAAGAUAACAAGGAAGGGAAGGAGCAGGCAGUCUACUACCUGAGCAGAACUCUGACAGAGGUGGAAAGAAAAUAUUCUGUGAUUGAAAGGCUAUGUCUGGCUUUGUACUUGACUUCUAUAAAGCUCAGACAUUACAUGUUACCCUUUACCAUCUAUAUCAUUGCCAAGACGGACUUGAUCAAGUACAUGCUGACAAGAUCAAUGUUGAGAGGCAUAAUUGGUAAAUGGACUCUGGCCUUGUCAGAAUUUGCCUUCCGAUAUGUUGCUCAGAAAGCUAUUAAAUGA
Messenger RNA from Prunus armeniaca (apricot), 771 nucleotides. Lineage: Eukaryota; Viridiplantae; Streptophyta; Magnoliopsida; Rosales; Rosaceae. The record is from the annotation of a GenBank genome assembly.